Messenger RNA from Spinacia oleracea (spinach), 1410 nucleotides. RefSeq names its product methionine aminopeptidase 1D, chloroplastic/mitochondrial. Gene Ontology annotation, molecular function: metalloaminopeptidase activity. The coding region runs from base 87 to 1142 and encodes 351 amino acids. The record is from RefSeq and is a predicted model, not a curated record. Gene Ontology annotation, cellular component: chloroplast. The transcript is spliced from 10 exons. Lineage: Eukaryota; Viridiplantae; Streptophyta; Magnoliopsida; Caryophyllales; Amaranthaceae. Gene Ontology annotation, biological process: proteolysis.
UAAUAAAUCCAAUUUCCCUUUGGUGUUCAUUCUCUGAUUUGAGCAGCCAGAUAACGCGAGUGCGAAAGACAGAGACAGGAGAGAUAAUGGCGGGGAGCAUGAGUUUACAGUCACGGCUAGUCUCCUCCUUCGUCGGCGGCGACCGUUUAAUUAACCCUUAUCAACGCCCUAUUCACCACCUCUUCCGCUGUUGCCCAGGAAGAAAACAUGUCUCUAUGCAGUUGCCAAAAACUCUCUCGGGCUUGACCAAUCUAAUAUUCAAAAGAAAUCUUGAUCAAGUAUCAAAAAGCGGACGUAAACCUCUGAGGCCUGGUAAGGUGUCACCUCCUCGACCUGUUCCAUCUCACAUACAGAGACCACCGUAUGUAAAAUCUCAGCAUCCUCCGGGAAUAGCAAGUGGACCUGAGGUGCAUGAUGAGAGGGGAAUAGAAUGUAUGAGGGCUUCUGGUAGAUUGGCAGCCCGAGUACUUGAAUAUGCAGGCACUUUGGUCAAGCCAGGUGUGAAAACUGAUGAAAUUGAUGAAGCAGUUCACCAAAUGAUUAUAGACAAUGGAGGUUAUCCUUCACCUCUUGGCUAUGGAGGAUUUCCUAAAAGUGUGUGCACAUCAGUAAAUGAAUGCAUUUGCCAUGGGAUACCAGAUUCAAGGCCACUCGAGGAUGGUGAUAUAAUUAACAUUGAUGUCACGUCGUACCUGAAUGGUUAUCAUGGUGAUACAUCUGCAACCUUCUUCUGUGGGGAGGUCGAUGAUGAAGCAAAAAAGUUGGUUCAGGUAACCAAAGAAUGCCUGGACAAGGCAAUUUCAAUUUGCGGACCAGGAGUGGAGUACAAGAAGAUUGGCAGAACAAUACAUGACUAUGCAGAUAAAUACGGAUAUGGUGUUGUACGUCAGUUUGUUGGCCAUGGCGUUGGUCGUGUUUUUCAUGCCGAUCCCGUUAUUAUGCACUGCAGAAACACUGAUGGAGGGCGUAUGAUACUAAAUCAAACUUUCACAAUUGAACCCAUGAUUACAAUGGGUAGUUAUAAUCCGAUUAUGUGGGACGAUGACUGGACAGUGGUUACUGAAGAUGGAAGCCUCUCAGCUCAGUUUGAACACACAAUUCUGAUCACAAAAGAUGGAGCCGAGAUUUUAACCCAGUGUUGACAUCAGUGAUAAUGAAGCUGAACAUCUCCCUCUUCGCUACGCGGCUUUGAUCCUGCGGCAAAGCGAGAAAUUAGAGCAGAGGGAUAAGAAAGGAUUUUUUUUAUUUCAUUCCUCAACAGGAAAAGAAAAAGAGGACAAAUCAUAUUGAUUUUCUCCUCUUUUUAUUGCAUCUUACUUCUCAUUAGCCUUAUUUAUCUUUGUUAUACUGCUUCUGUAUAAAAGAUAUUUAAGUUGAUAAAUCAAGGAGUUUAUAUUUUUUGACAGGAUA